Ficedula albicollis (Collared flycatcher) is the source of this 4526-nucleotide messenger RNA. RefSeq names its product regulatory factor X2 (gene RFX2). Gene Ontology annotation, biological process: regulation of transcription by RNA polymerase II. Gene Ontology annotation, molecular function: DNA-binding transcription factor activity, RNA polymerase II-specific; RNA polymerase II cis-regulatory region sequence-specific DNA binding. Gene Ontology annotation, cellular component: nucleus. Lineage: Eukaryota; Metazoa; Chordata; Aves; Passeriformes; Muscicapidae. The record is from RefSeq and is a predicted model, not a curated record. The transcript has 18 exons. The coding region runs from base 12 to 2246 and encodes 744 amino acids.
AAACUCCAGGAAUGGAUGGAGCAUUUUUUGCAGUAGUUAAAGCAGUGAGCAUGCAGAGUGCCGAGGCUGGAUCAGACUCAGCAGCUCCUGUGGCGCUUCACCCGUCGGCGCCGGCGCAGGCUCCGGUGGUGCAGGCAGUGCCAGCCUCACAGCAGAGGGUUUUGGUCCAAGCCACAGGCUCCGCUCCCAAAGGGGCACAGAUGCAGCAAAUCUCUGUUCCCAGAGUCCAGCAGGUUCCACAGCAGGUGCAGUCUGUGCAGCACGUUUAUCCAGCCCAGGUGCAGUAUGUGGAAGGAGGAGAAGCUGUUUACACCAAUGGAACCAUACGAGCUGCCUACUCGUACAGCGAGGCGCAGGUUUACACUCCCGCCGGCGCCGCGCCCUAUUUCGAAGCGCAGGGAGGAGGAGGAGGAGGAGGAGGAGGAGGAGCUCAGGUGACUACAGCGACAUCCUCUCCUACAGCCAUUCCCUCUCACAACAUGGUGGGCAUCACCAUGGACAUUGGGGGAAGUCAGAUCCUCUCCGGCUCGGGAGCCUAUCUCAUUCAUGGGGGGCUGGAGAACUCUAGACAUUCUCUGUCACACACCUCACGCUCCUCUCCAGCAACGCUUGAAAUGGCGAUUGAAAACCUACAAAAAAAUGAAGGGAUUACAUCACACAAAAGCAGUUUGCUCAACAGCCAUCUGCAGUGGCUGCUGGAUAACUACGAGACUGCAGAGGGUGUGAGCCUGCCCAGGAGCUCCCUGUACAACCAUUACCUGCGGCACUGCCAGGAGCACAAGCUGGACCCUGUCAACGCCGCCUCCUUCGGGAAACUCAUCCGCUCCGUCUUCAUGGGGCUGAGGACUCGGCGCCUGGGCACCAGGGGGAAUUCCAAAUAUCACUACUAUGGGAUCCGCCUGAAGCCGGAGUCGCCGCUGAACCGCCUGCAGGAGGACACCCAGUACAUGGCCAUGAGGCAGCAGCCCAUCCACCAGAAACAGAGGUACAGAGCAGCCCAGAAGAUGGAUGGGAUGGCAGAGAGUGCAUCCAACAGCAACCCCCACACCACGCCCGAGCAGUCGGUGGCUGCUCAGAGCCAGCACCACCAGCAGUUCAUAGAUGUAACCCAUGUCUUUCCUGAGUUCCCAGCCCCUGAUCUUGGCAAUGUCCUCUUGCAAGAAGGUUUCACCUUGAACGACGUGAAAACUCUGCAGGUUCUCUACAGGAGACACUGUGAGGCCACUUUGGAUGUGGUGAUGAAUCUCCAGUUCCACUACAUCGAGAAGCUGUGGCAAUCCUUCUGGAGUCCCAAGGCACCCCCUAGUGAUGGCCCCACUGCUCUGCCUUCCAGCGAAGAGGAGCCCGAAGGGACCCUCCCAAAGGACAAACUGAUCACCCUGUGCAAGUAUGAGCCCAUCCUCAAGUGGAUGAGGAGCUGUGACCACAUCCUGUACCAGGCCCUGGUGGAGAUCCUGAUCCCUGACGUGCUCAGGCCAGUGCCCAGCACACUGACCCAGGCCAUCCGGAACUUUGCCAAGAGUUUGGAGGGGUGGCUGAUGAAUGCCAUGAGUGAAUUCCCCCCACAGGUCGUGCAGACCAAGGUGGGGGUGGUCAGUGCCUUUGCCCAGACCCUGCGCAGGUACACGUCCCUCAACCACCUGGCGCAGGCGGCGCGCGCCGUGCUGCAGAACACGUCCCAGAUCAACCAGAUGCUCAGCGACCUCAACCGCGUGGACUUCGCCAACGUGCAGGAGCAGGCCUCGUGGGUGUGCCAGUGUGAGGAGGGCAUGGUGCAGAAGCUGGAGCAGGAUUUCAAGCUGACUCUGCAGCAGCAGAGCUCUCUGGACCAGUGGGCCAGCUGGCUGGACAAUGUGGUCACUCAAGUGCUGAAGCACCACGAGGGCAGCCCCAGCUUCCCCAAGGCAGCCAGGCAGUUCCUGCUGAAGUGGUCCUUCUACAGCUCCAUGGUGAUCCGGGACCUCACCCUGCGCAGCGCCGCCAGCUUCGGCUCCUUCCACCUGAUCCGCCUGCUCUACGACGAGUACAUGUUCUACCUGGUGGAGCAUCGUGUGGCCCAGGCAACAGGGGAGACCCCCAUUGCUGUCAUGGGAGAGUUUGGUGACCUCACAUCGCUGUCCCCGACGCUGCUGGACAAAGAUGAGAUCAGCGAGCUGGGCAGCGAGGCGGAGCCGGAGCGGGCGCUGGGGGAGCCGCUGGUGAAGCGGGAGCGCUGCGAGCCCGGCCACUCCCUGCAGGACAUCUGAGCCCGGGACUCGGCUUGCACGGAGCCCUCGGAGCGUGCCCGGCCUGCGAGCCCCGGAUCUGCGUUAUUAUAGUGCCUCUUAGUUUCUCUGUAUGUUUACUUGUGUUUGAGGAUGGGCUGAGCCGGGGCAGGCGCUGCUUUGGGCAGCAGCGUCCCCCCGGAGCGGAGGAGAAGCUGCAGUCCGCUCCCGAGGGAUGGAAGCCUCUGUGGCCAGCGGCAGGUGGGAUGUGCCCGGCGGGGAGGAGCUGUCCUCGCUCUCCAGCCGGAGCCGGGCGCACAAAGGAGGUUUCCUCUGUCAGGGAAGGUGCUUCGGGUUCCUUCCCCGCGUCUCAGACUUCACUGUGAUACAGACUUGAACCAAUCAGUGCCCAAGAAGAAGGAAGAAUACCCGGCCCUCCUCCUGCAGCCUUUCAGACAGGCUGGCCUGGCUCUGGCUUUGCCAAAUCUCUUGCACCGGGGAGCACAGGACAGCCGGUGUCCCUUGUCCCCACGCGGGGAGAGGCUCCAGGCUGCCCAUCCCUGCGGGCACAGCCGUGCUCUGGGACUAUGGGAUGAGCAUCCCCACCUGCUUCCCUGCCUCCCCAGCUUGGCACUUCACCCCAAUGCUCCCGGGACGCCAUCAGGCCAGCUCAAGGUACCAAAGGACUCGGAGGCGGUGGCAGCCGGAGGCAGAGCCUGUUCCUUGUCCCCGUGCCACGAUGCCUGGGGGCAGCCCCGUGGCGAUCCCCAUCCUCCACGGAGCCCAGGCAGGCGGGAACUGGUCCCACAUCCGGGGGUUUGUGACGUUCCCACUCCGUGUCCUGCUCUGAGGUUGAAGGAGGGUCCGGAGCAGGGCCCAGGGUGUGUGACCGCAGUGCCUUAGGGUGGGGCUUGUUCCCAUUUCCCCUGCUCCAGGUGGGCCAGCACAGCUCAGACUGGCCCAGCCCAGCCCAGGUAGGGAGGGGCUGGCACAGACCCCAGGGCUCAGCACUCCAAUGGCAUUUCCCUCUCUGGAUCCCUUUGCCUUUUCCUGCAGUGACAGUGCAGGGGUGGCUCCAUGGGGCUGAGCUGGGGGAGCUCAGCAGGGUUUCCCCCCUUUCCCACGUCCUGUGGGGUCUGUGCUGACAUGGAUUGCCCUGGGAUGCUGUGGGCUACACUGGGGUGCUGUGGGCUACAGGGCAGAGGAGGGAGGUGGAUCUGUCAUCAAGCUAAACUGCAAAAACAAAGCCCUGGGGCAAACCUCUCUGUGAAUAAAGGCCGUGUCAUAAAUAGCUUUUAUUAUUAUGGUUUCUAAAGAUGCAGUGUUUGGUGUGAGCUUUUCCAGGGGUCUCGUGUACAUUUGCAGAGUAAAUUCUAUCCAAAUCUCUGAUUUCCUUGUUCCCAGUGGCACUGAGGCAGCUGUGACACUUUCAAACACGUUCCUAAUGGCAAGUGAAACGAGAGUGUGUGCAGUGGCACAACUUCCCUCUGUCCCAUGCUGUGCCAGGGUGAUGUUUGUCUGUAAAUGUCUCACAUGGAAGUGGCAGGAGAGAAGUGAGAGAGACAGAUUUAAAUGUACAUAACCAUGUAAACUCCCCGGGUCAGAGUCCACACUUGGGAUCCUGCUGAUGAGAUAAGAGAGUCUAAACAAACAACUGAGCAACCAAAUCUUAACUGCCCUGCUCCCACUGAGGGCCACAGGAAGUUCAGGUCUUCCUCUGAGGGAAGCCAGCGUGCAAAGGAGAUGCUCUGGAGCUCUGCAGCAGCAUGUGGGGAGGCUGGAGAAGCACCCAAACCCCCUUGCACAGAAUUACCAGCUAAACCUGAACAGCAAUAAAUGUGUAUCCAAUGCUCAGGCCUGCACAAGGAGUGUCUGGUCCCAUUUCUUCUGUGAUCCCUGAGAGGUGCCAGGAGAUGCUGCAGCAGCCUCAGGGGGAUGCAGGAGCUGCCCAGGGCAGGGUAAUUAAAGCAGUUUUGGGUAGGGAGGCAGAUUCCCCCUGGGGCAGCAGCUGUGUGUAGGGAUAGCCCCAUCACAGCCAGGCUCAGAGGGGAGGAGAGGCUGAAGGAUCAGACUGAGCACAGGGCCACAGGAGGAUUUUCUAAUUAAGCCUCCAGACUAAUUGGGAGGGAUGUGACAAGUGCUGGGACAUUCCUGCUCUGACCCCUUGGGAAGGUUCAGCCUCAGCCUCUGUGCCUUUGCUUCACUCUCCCUCUGGAUCACACCCAGUCUGGCUGGACCAGUUAGAGCCUCUUCCUUUGGGAAUCUCGGGCCUGGAAGCACGAGAUUGUUUCCCCCAGGGGAGCUGGGCAGCACCUCCUAACC